Molecule: messenger RNA, 3018 nt
Organism: Penicillium brevicompactum
Lineage: Eukaryota; Fungi; Ascomycota; Eurotiomycetes; Eurotiales; Aspergillaceae
Product: calcium-transporting ATPase
Exons: 5
Coding region: 1-3018 (1005 amino acids)
Biological process (GO): calcium ion transmembrane transport; intracellular calcium ion homeostasis
Cellular component (GO): membrane
Molecular function (GO): ATP binding; ATP hydrolysis activity; P-type calcium transporter activity
Source: RefSeq, a predicted model, not a curated record
AUGGAGAACGCCUAUCUCCGCUCCCCAGCGGAGGCUCUGGGUCAUUUCAACGUCUCUGAGCACUCUGGUCUGUCUCAGAGCGCGGUUCUGAAGUCCAGACAACAGCAUGGCCCCAACGCCCUUGCUGAGGAAGCCCCGACUCCCAUGUGGGAGCUCAUUUUGGAACAGUUCAAGGACCAAUUGGUUCUGAUCCUACUUGGUUCGGCCGCUCUGUCGUUUGUCCUCGCACUCUUCGAAGAGGGUGACGAUUGGACUGCAUUUGUGGACCCCGUUGUUAUUCUUACCAUCCUCAUUCUCAACGCCGUGGUCGGAGUGACCCAGGAAAGCAGUGCGGAGAAGGCUAUCUCGGCCCUCCAGGAAUAUUCGGCCAACGAGGCCAAGGUCGUUCGCGAUGGAAAGGCUUCCAAGGUCAAGGCUGAGGAUUUGGUCCCCGGAGAUGUGAUCCAGAUUGCGGUGGGUGACCGUGUCCCUGCCGACUGCCGACUGCUCGCCAUCCAAAGCAACAGCUUCCGCGUCGACCAGGCUAUCCUGACCGGUGAGAGUGAGAGCGUUGGAAAGGAGACCGCGGCCAUCAAGGAUGACAGGGCCGUCAAGCAGGACCAGGUCAACAUGCUCUUCUCCGGAACCACUGUUGUAAACGGCCAUGCCACCGCUCUUGUUGUGCUGACCGGUAGCUCGACUGCUAUUGGUGACAUCCACGAGAGUAUCACUGCCCAGAUCUCCGAGCCCACCCCCCUGAAGAAGAAGAUCAACGAUUUCGGUGACAUGCUCGCCAAGGUUAUCACCGUCAUCUGUGUCCUGGUGUGGGUUAUCAACUACCAGAACUUCAACGACCCCUCGUUUGGUGGCUGGACUAAGGGUGCUAUCUACUACCUGAAGAUUGCCGUCUCCCUGGGAGUCGCUGCUAUUCCCGAAGGUCUGGCUGUCGUCAUCACCACCUGCUUGGCCCUCGGUACCCGCAAGAUGGCCCAGAAGAACGCCGUUGUUCGGUCUCUCCCCUCCGUCGAAACUCUUGGUAGCUGCAGUGUGAUCUGCUCUGACAAGACUGGAACUUUGACCACCAACCAGAUGAGUGUGGAGAAGAUUGUCUACCUGUCCAACUCCGGCAACGGUUUCGAGGAAAUCGAUGUCGAAGGCACCACGUUCACCCCCCAGGGCAAGCUCUCCCAAAAUGGAAAGGUCCUUGAGAACUUGGCUGUUUCCUCUUCUACCAUUGGACAGCUCGCCGAGGUCACUGCCCUUUGCAACGCUGCUACUCUUUCCCACGACCCCAAGACCGGAGCUUUCUCCAGCAUCGGUGAGCCCACCGAGGGCGCUCUGCGUGCUUUGGUUGAGAAGAUUGGAACCAACGACACUGCGUUCAACCAGAAACUGGCUCGCCUCCCUGCCUCCGAAAGAUUGCACGCCGCUAGCGCUCAUUACGAGUCCCGCCUCCCCCUGAAGGCUACCUAUGAAUUCUCCCGUGACCGCAAGAGUAUGUCCGUCCUUGUCGGCGAGGGCAAGGAACAGAAGCUGCUUGUUAAGGGUGCCCCCGAAAGUAUCUUCGAUCGUUGCUCUCACGUCAUUCAAGGCUCCGAUGGAUCUCGCGUUCCUGUCACCAAGAACCACCUCAAACAACUCUCCGAGGAGGUUCUCGAAUUCGGUAACCGUGGUCUCCGCGUUAUGGCCAUCGCAAGUGUCAACGACGUCUCUGGUAACCCCCUUCUCAAGAACGCGUCCACCACCGAGGACUACGCCAAGCUUGAGCAGAACAUGACUCUCAUUGGUCUGGUUGGAAUGUUGGACCCCCCUCGUGUCGAGGUUGCCGCUUCCAUUCAGAAGUGCCACGCUGCCGGAAUCCGUGUGAUUGUCAUCACUGGUGACAACCCCGCCACCGCUGAAUCUAUCUGUCGCUCCAUUGGUGUUUUCGGCCCCAACGAGGAUCUUACUGGCAAGAGCUACACUGGUCGCGAAUUCGACAACCUUAGUGAAGGCGAGAAGCUGAAGGCCGUCCAGACUGCUUCCCUGUUCUCCCGUACUGAGCCUAGUCACAAGUCCAAGCUGGUUGAUCUCCUUCAAUCCCUGAACCACGUCGUUGCCAUGACCGGUGACGGUGUCAACGAUGCCCCCGCCCUCAAGAAGUCCGACAUUGGUGUUGCUAUGGGUACUGGAACUGAUGUGGCCAAGAUGGCCGCUGACAUGGUUCUGGCUGACGACAACUUUGCUACCAUCACCGUUGCUAUUGAGGAAGGCCGUUCCAUCUACAGCAACACUCAACAGUUCAUUCGCUACCUGAUCUCUUCCAACAUUGGUGAGGUCGUGUCUAUCUUCCUGACUGCUGCUCUUGGCAUGCCCGAGGCGCUGGUUCCCGUGCAGCUCCUGUGGGUCAACCUUGUCACUGACGGUUUGCCCGCCACUGCUCUCUCCUUCAACCCUCCCGACCAUGAUGUUAUGAAGCGCCCUCCUCGCCUUCGUGACGAGGCUCUCGUCGGUGGCUGGUUGCUGUUCCGUUACAUGGUCAUUGGUGUUUACGUCGGCGGUGCUACCGUCUUCGGUUACGUCUGGUGGUUCGUCUACAACUCCGCUGGUCCCCACAUCUCUUUCUCGCAACUGGCCAACUUCCACAAGUGCUCCUCUCAGUUCCCCGAGAUUGGAUGUGAGAUGUUCAGCAAUGAUAUGGCCAAGUCCGCCUCCACCGUCUCUCUCUCCAUUCUCGUAGUGAUUGAGAUGCUGAACGCGAUGAACGCCCUGUCCUCCAGCGAGUCCCUCCUGACUUUCUUCCUGGGCAACAAUCCCAUGCUCAUCUACGCGAUCACCCUCUCCAUGGCCCUCCACUUCGCCAUCCUCUACAUUCCCUUCCUGCAGAGCUUGUUCUCCAUCCUGCCUUUGGACUGGAACGAGUGGCAGGCCGUGCUGGUGAUCAGUGCACCUGUAAUUCUGAUCGACGAGGUGCUCAAGUUCGCUGAGCGCCGUCUCUACAACACUAAGGCUGUUAACCCGGCCCUGAACGGCUCUGCCGGCAAACCCAAGCGGGCUUAG